UUUAGCAACAUACUGCUCAGCUGAAGGGAAGGGAUUCUUGCUGUCUCUCUCUGCUCUAAGCAUCACCUAACAAGCAAAGCGAACAAAGAAUGGGAAAUAAAGCUAUCCUUAGCCGGUCAGUGAGUGAAUUGUAAUCUGUCUCUGUGGAGUAAAGGUUGUGUCGGUCAAUGGUCGUUUCAAAUGAUGGACAUUAAAGAGACUGUCAAAUCCUGUGGAGUCGUUAGUAAAGAGUUUGGAGUUUUUUUCACAACGUCACAGUAUUAACUGCAGAGAAAAGGACAGAGAGAGAGAGAGAAAGAGAAGAUCAAGCUCAUGCAGAUAGUUCUGAAACUUGCAAGUCCUAGAAGUCAGCUAAAAAGCUAGCUGGACAUCCCUUUAGCUCUUUGAGCAGAAGCAAAAUAAGACAUUGUGAGCCUGCCAGCUUUGCACAACAUUGAAAGGGACUGAAUUUGUAGCACAGAGGGGUCUUUUUUAGUUCUGCAUAUAAUUAGUCCAAACACAAAGGAAGCAACUGAAUGGAGGUUGUCACUCUCUGGAAAAGGGUGGGUAAGACACUUUUUAAUUAAAUUCUUUCAUGAAGAAAGAUUUUUUUUUCUUUGCUGCAGCAUCUAACAUGAACAAAAUCAACAUCCUUUUACCUGUGAAUGUCUGUGAACUUUAAUGCUGCACAGCUUCUGCAUGCUGUAAAGUGAAAUAUUUGCCUGUCUUUUUUUUUUUUUUUUUUUUUGCCCAGAAAUAAAAUAUGAUGUAGAACUUGAAAAGAUUUCAAUGGACAUUCUCAAGCAUAUUUGGAAACAUUCUUGCUAAUGGAUUUCCUUCUCAUUGGUCUCUGUUUAAACUGGUUGCUGUGGAAGCCCCCAGGGUUGAUAUUGUGUACACUGGGUGUCUUUUUAAAAAUGCUUCCAGCCGUGAAUAGUGGGUGUCCGCAGCUAUGUCGGUGUGAGGGCAGGCUUUUGUACUGUGAGUCAUUGAAUCUUACAGAGAUGCCUCGCAACCUGUCGGGCAUGAUGGGCUUGUCUCUGCGGUACAACAGCCUUUCAGAGCUGCAUGAUGGACAGUUCACAGGGUUAAUGCAGCUCACGUGGCUCUAUCUGGAUCACAAUCACAUUUGCUCAGUGGAGGGGAAUGCCUUUCAAAAAUUGCGGAGAGUUAAAGAACUCACUCUGAGUUCCAACAAAAUCACUCAACUGCCCAAUACUACUUUCCGACCUAUGCCAAACUUGCGUAGUGUGGAUUUAUCAUACAAUAACCUGCAGUCGUUGGAACCAGAUCUGUUUCAUGGGCUGAGAAAACUAACAACUUUGCACAUGCGGUCAAACGCCAUCAAGUUUGUGCCAGUGAGAAUUUUUCAGGACUGUCGCAGCCUGAAGUUUCUAGACAUAGGAUAUAAUCAGUUGAAAAGCCUGGCUCGAAACUCUUUUGCAGGCUUGUUUAAACUCACUGAACUACACCUCGAGCACAAUGAUUUGGUGAAGGUGAAUUUAGCUCAUUUUCCAAGGCUUAUUUCACUGUAUUCUCUCUGCCUACGAAGGAAUAAAGUCACAAUUGUAGUCAAUUCCUUGGACUGGAUAUGGAAAUUGGAAAAAAUGGAUCUCUCUGGCAACGAGAUUGAAUACAUUGAACCUCAUGUUUUCGAAAGCGUACCUCACCUCCAAUCACUGCAGCUGGAUUCCAACCAACUAACCUACAUUGAUCCAAGAAUCCUCAACUCCUGGAAAUCACUCACUAGCAUCAGCCUUUCUGCAAACAUCUGGGAUUGUAGCCGUAAUGUUUGCGCCUUGGCCUCCUGGCUAAGUAACUUUAAGGGUCGCUAUGACAGCAAUCUGCUCUGUGCCACCCCUGAAUAUGCACAGGGGGAGGAUGUUUUAGAUGCAGUGUAUGCUUUUCACUUAUGCGAAGAUGCAGAAGACCCAACAAGUGUUAACAUGCUAUCAGCAGUAACAAACAACAGCGACCAAAUGUUCACUUAUAGCCCUGCCACAAUAAUAUAUGAGGUGCAGGAUACUGACGGAGAAAGAACAACAAAUGCCAUAACCGUAACUAUCCCCAGUGAAAACACUGAGAAUGCUGUUCAGAUUCACAAGGUGGUGACAGGGACCAUGGCACUGAUUUUCUCUUUCCUCAUCGUGGUUUUAGUGUUGUAUGUCUCCUGGAAGUGUUUUCCAGCCAGCCUAAGGCAACUCAGACAGUGCUUUGUGACACAGCGCAGAAAGCAGAAGCAGAAACAAACCAUGCAUCAAAUGGCUGCCAUGUCAGCCCAGGAGUAUUACGUUGAUUACAAACCCAACCACAUUGAAGGAGCCCUGGUGAUCAUUAAUGAAUAUGGAUCUUGUUCCUGUCACCAGCAGCCAGCAAGGGAAUGUGAGGUGUGAUUUUCUGUGGGAAUUUAAACAGUGUGCAACCAAAUAACAAUGGGCAGACAGUUGGAUGGGGGUUUACUGUGCUUUUCUGAUGAUUUUUGAUGCACUUCUUUGCUGAAAUUGUAAGAGGAUCUGUCUAAAAGACUUGAUAUGUUAGCUUUAUUGUGUCUUAAAAUCUUCAGGACAGUCAGUCCUAACAUUUCAUAUGAUAAUAUUCCCUUUGAAGAUCUGACAAUAUUCAGGAAUCUGAGAGUGUAAAAAGAUACCAAUAAUUGACUGAUUUUUUUUUGUAAACUACAAAAAUGUUUAAAAUAAAAAAAAUAGCAUUUACA
Molecule: messenger RNA, 2692 nt
Organism: Gopherus evgoodei (Goodes thornscrub tortoise)
Lineage: Eukaryota; Metazoa; Chordata; Testudines; Testudinidae
Gene: LRRTM1
Product: leucine rich repeat transmembrane neuronal 1
Exons: 1
Coding region: 807-2372 (521 amino acids)
Molecular function (GO): protein binding
Source: RefSeq, a predicted model, not a curated record